AUGUCUUGCUCAAAAAUAUUUUCAGGAGAUUUUCCCGAAUUAAUUUAUGAAAUUAUAAAAUAUUUUCAGAAUGAUUAUUCAACCUUAUAUUCAUGCAUUUUAGUUAACAGAUUAUGGUGUCGUUUAACGAUACCAUUAUUAUGGGAAAAUCCAUUUUCUAUUCCUACUGAAAAUUAUAAUUAUAAUUUUAUUGAAAUUUACUCACAUAAUUCAUAUAAGUUUAGAACAAAAUUAAAAGAAUAUAGAAUUAUUAAUAAUUUAUUACCUUCAAAUACACUGUUCAAUUAUCUUAGUUAUUUAAAAUAUUUGAAUACAUGUAAAUUUAUUACUUCUAUUAAGAAAUGGUUUUGUACUGUUAUAGGAAUUUCAAACCCCAAUGAAUUAGAUAUUAUAGGAUUGAUUGAUAUUUGUGUAUCAUUAUUUAAAAUAUUUAUUGAAAAUGAAGUAAAUUUACAUACUCUUGAAAUUGAGGUCUCACAUGUUAUUGAAGAAUCUACACAUCUUAAUAAUAUACUUGAAUUAAUUAUACAAAAUCCUGAUUUUGUUCGCAAUAUUAGGAAUUUAAAGCUUUAUGUUGUAUAUAAUAUUAAUAUUAGUCUAAUUAAAGAUCGUAUAUCACAAAUAAUCAACUCACAUCAAAAUCUAAAAAAAGUUUUCUUAGGUUAUAAUAAUUUACCUAUAUAUCAAUCAUUAUUAUUAUCAGAAGAUUAUAAUUGUUCAAAUUCUUUAAACACUAUCAUAUUAUAUCGUGUCAAUUUUAAAGAUUUAAUCAAUUUAAGAAACAUAUUUGAACAAUUAUAUGUUUUAGAAUCUGUUCAUAUCGUUUAUUGUUCUUCUUUAAAUGCUGAAUUUAUUCAACAAAUUAUUACCUUACCUAAACCAUUUAAAUUAAGAUCUUUUUUUAUAAAUGAGAUGUCACAAAUUGAGUCAUUACAAAUGUUGUUACAAAAAUCGGGUGAAUAUUUGGAAAAUUUUGGGUACGGAUUUGAAUUUGUAUCAUUAGAAAAGAAACAUUUAUUAUUAGAAUUAAUUACAAAAUAUUGUAAGAAUAUCAAAUUUCUUGAUAUGUGUGGAAAUGAUGAUCAGAUUGUUUAUUCAAUACUCAAUUUAAUUGGAAAUAUUAAACGAAACCUUAAUUAUCUUUCAAUUAGUACAUGUGGUUUAAUCUGGGAUGAUUAUUAUUCAUCAUCAUAUGGUAAUGCUGAAUGUAGCUCAAUCAUAUUACAAAAUUUAGGGCAAACCCUUCCAUCUGAAUUAGAAUAUUUAUAUCUGAGUCUUCACCACAUUAAAGUGAGCGAUUUUGAAAUAUUUCUAGAAAAUUCUCAAGAUACUUUUAUUAAGAAAUUAGUAAUUCAUUACAAGGAAAGUCAAGAUAUUUUACCCUCCAUAAAAGAAUAUAUUAUGAAAAAGAAAAGGGUUAGGUAUUUGGCUAUUAGUGAGCCUUCCUUUGAGACUUCAUUUUAUAAUUUUAAUCUUUAUGGUAAGGAAUUAAUUUCAUUAGAAGAUGAAGUGAGGGAAUUUGAGUUGUAUAAUAUUAAAGUGCAAAGUUACUAUAGUUCAGUGAUUAACGUAUUUAAUUUUGUAAAGGAAAUUGAAUGA
Molecule: messenger RNA, 1599 nt
Organism: Rhizophagus irregularis DAOM 181602=DAOM 197198
Lineage: Eukaryota; Fungi; Glomeromycota; Glomeromycetes; Glomerales; Glomeraceae
Source: RefSeq, a predicted model, not a curated record